Messenger RNA from Symbiodinium sp. CCMP2456, 1344 nucleotides. The record is from the annotation of a GenBank genome assembly. Lineage: Eukaryota; Dinophyceae; Suessiales; Symbiodiniaceae.
AUGCGCUGCCCUCUGAAGCUCGCCCGUCUUUCUGGCAGGAAGGCUACGAACUCGAUCCUCAAUGCGUUUGUGCGAGCUGGAGACUGGCAAGAGGCAUUUCAGCUCCUCCAGGAUGCCGGGCGCAAUGCUGAUGUCGUCCACUUCACCUUGGGACUGCGCUCCUGUGUUUCGGCAGCUGCCUGGCAGGCCGCGUUGUCCACGCUGCCUUGGCUUGCCCGCCUGCGAGUCAGCCCGGACCAGCACCUUUUCGGCUCGGCGUUGACUGUUUGUGGCAGAGCCGCUCGUUGGAGGGAAGCAUUGGCUAUUCUUUCGCUCAACUCCGAGCCAUCACUGGUAGCGCACUCUGCAGCAAUGACUGCCUGUGAGAAGGCGGGCAAGUGGCAGAUGGUUCUCGGCAUGCUUUACCACCUGCCAAUACUACGGCUGCAGCCGGACUGUGCAUGUGCCGUUGAGAAGCUGGGCUUGUGGCGAGUUGCGGUUUGGUUGCUGGAGGACAUCGGGCGCCUCGCCCUGCAGGCUGACCUUGUCAACAUGUCCGGCGUGCUGAGUGCCCUGGGAAAAGGUCACAGGUGGAAGAGAGCACUUGCUCUCCUCUCCAGCAUGACUUUGCAGCUGCUUCGGCCGUCCACAGUCAGCUAUUCCGCAACCAUCACCGCGUGCGAGAAAGGACGAGCAUGGGAACAUGCUCUGCUUCUGUUUCGAGAGACCCGAAGACAGGUGGGGAGGAAGAUCCCGGUGGACGUUGCAAUGCUGACUUCACUGAUGGCAGCCUGUGAUGUUGGUGGUCGCUGGCAAGAUGCACUAGGCCUACUGGCCACUGCCCGGGCCAACAGGUCGGGAUAUGAAAGUUGUGAUCGCAAGCAAGACUUCAAGGCCAUGGAAGAGCUGCAGAGCACUUGUCUCAGUGCAUGCAACCGCUCAUUGCAGUGGGAAGCUGCUCUCGCCAUACUGCAAUCUGAUGUUUGCGAUUUUACUGGCCUCAACUGUGCUAUCCAAGCGUGCGCCGGGGCGUCAAGGUGGUCCUUGGCUGUUUCGAUGGUAGAAGGCUGCCAUCACACGGCGACACUGUCCGUUGUCUUGGGAGCCUGCGUGGCGUGUCAAGAGCUCCCCAUUGCUGCCGGAGUUUGCAACCUGCUGCGUAAGUCCCGCAACAACUCGGAAGAGGCAGAGACUUCCAUGGAGGCUUCCCAUCUGCACGGUGCUCUGACGUCUUGGUCUCGACAUUUAUCCCACGCCGCAGAGGUUGGUGGAAAGCCGCACGCAUCUCUGGGCAACGUAUCUUCAUCCAUGGCUCGCGGAAUGCUUGACAUGCACCAGUUGCGGGCUGUAUGUGGCGACCGAUGA